GGAGGUGGCAGUUUGUAGAACUGUCCACGUGGGGCUUGGAGCUGGGAGCCCGGGCUGGUACCGAGGCCAUUGCUUGUCUGGAGCUCGGGUAGCCGUGGGUCGAGGCAAGUUUGCUACUUCUGUGGGAGUGAACUGUGCAGAUGAAGAAUGGUUCAGUAGCUGAAAAUGAUUGAAGUUUUCAUACUUAAGAUUGAAGAUCCUGGAUGCUUCUGGGUUAUUAUAAAAGGAUGUGAUGCCUUUUUAGAUCAUGAAAUGGAAUACCAAAAGUUAAAUAUUGAAAUGAAUGCCUUCUACAAUAGUGAAUAUAAAGAUGUAGAAAAAAUAAAGCCGUUACUCUUGGAAGAAGGACAGGCUUGUGUGGUUUAUUGUCAGGAACUGAAGUGCUGGUGUAGGGCAGUUAUUAAGUCAAUCAUGUCCUCUGCAGACCAUUAUUUGGCAGAAUGCUUCCUGGUGGAUUUUGCCAAAUAUAUUCCUGUAAAAUCGAAGAACAUCCGAGUUGCAAUAGACGCUUUCAUGCGACUUCCUUAUAGAGCAAAAAAGUUUAGACUAUACUGCACAAAACCAGUCACAUUACAUAUUGACUUCUGUGAAGACAAUGCAGAAAUCAUACCUGCUAAGAAAUGGGAUAGUGCUGCUAUUCAGUACUUUCAGAAUAUUCUGAAAGCAGCUACACACUUUGAAGCAAAAUUAUGUGGUAUGGAAGAAGAUAUUUUUGAUGUUUACCUUUAUAUAACUAUAAAAAAUGAAAAGGUAUGUGUUAAUGAUGAUCUGGUUGCAAAGAACUUUGCUUGUUAUGUAACACCCAAGGAAAAAAAAAUUGAUUGCCCAGAGAAAGCUACACCAAAGAAUGUGGAAUCCCCUCCAGAUAAAAUCAAUCCUGCACUUGCUCUUUGGCCAAUGUUGUUGCAAGAAAAUAUUCCAGAAAAACUUGAAAAAGGUGUGAUUUUACAACAUAAUGGACUUUCAUUAGAUUUAUCCUCUAAAAAAGUGAGUGAGAAGAUAGAGAAGAUAUAUAAAGAAAAGGAGUGUAUGUAUUCAAAAGAAAUAAAUAAAAUUACUGUCGCAACUGCAGCAUAUUGUCCUAGAAAAGGAGGCAUAACUAUUUAUGCUGAGCCAGAUGUACAUGCAGAAAGUUCAUGUCAGAAGUUAAAUGAAAAACAAUUCAAAUUGACAUCAAAGAAGAAAUAUGAUGAAAAAAAUGGCUGUGUGAAGUUGCUGCAGUUUUUAAAUCCUGAUCCUUUGAAAACUGAUGGCAUCCAUGACAUACUGCAGAAAUUGAAGUCUAGCAUCCCGCAACCUUCUGUUGUUCUUCGAAAUAAAAUUAAACCCUGUUCAUUUGAAACUGCUCCGCUUUCAGUGGGUUUAAAAAAGACACUUAGAAAGAAUAAAUUUCUAGAACCCACUCACACUGAGUCUUAUUGCUGGCCACCAAUAGCUCGUGGAUGUGAUGUGAUUGUCAUAUCUCAUAAUGGAAAUGAUCCUCUCUUAUAUAUUCCACCAGUGCUUACAUUUUUGCAAACAGGGGGCUGCUACAAGUCAUUACCGAGUAGAAAUGGACCAUUAGUGGUAAUUGUAUGCCCUGGAUGGAAAAAAGCGCAGCACAUUUUUGAAUUAUUACAAGAGUAUGGUAGAGGUUCUAGGCCUCUUCAUCCCAUGUUGUUAAUAAUUGGACUUAACAAAGAAGAAGCUCAAAAUACGAAGUUUCAGAGGGGAUGUGAGGUGAUUAUAACAACACCCCAUAGUCUCUUGAGACUUCUGAAGUAUCAUAGUUUAUUAUUUCUUAGACUCUGUCACCUUAUUUUUGAUGAAGUUGAAGUAUUGUUCUUCGAAGCUGGUGAGCAAAUGCUUACUAUCUUAGACUAUUUCAAGAAAACUAUUAUCAUUGAAGAAAGAGAAUCUGCACCUCAUCAGAUUGUAGCUAUUGGAGCUCAUUGGAGCAAACAUAUAGAACUUUUAACCAAAGAAUUUAUGAAUGAUCCUUACAUUGUUAUAACAGCCAUGGAAGAAGCUGCUCUUUAUGGAAAUGUACAGCAGGUAGUGCAACUUUGCCUAGACUGUGAAAAAACCUCAACGUUACUUCGAAUGCUUGAUUUCAGUCCAUGUCAUGCUCAGAAGAUCUUGAUAUUCACGAGUUCUGUGGCUGAAGCAGAAAUAGUUUGUAAGGUAGUGGAAAGUAGUUCAAUAUUUUGCUUGAAAAUGCACCCAGAAAUUGCUGCUAAUUUAAAAAAUGUAUUAGAGCAAUGGAAAAAGAAGUUAAGUCUUGGCUCUCAUAUUGUAUUGGUUUCAACUGAUGAUUGCAUACCUCCUCUGGCUAUAACUGAUGCAACUUGUGUGAUUCAUUUUAGUUUUCCUGGUUCUCCAAAAAUUUUUGGAGCGCGUUUAUAUUGCAUGUCUGAUAAUUUCCAAAGUUCAGUUGAACAGGGUGCUUCUUCAGAGCAAGGAAAUAAAAAGGCAAAAUCUAUUUUGCUACUGACAGAAAGAAGUGCAUGCUGUGCAGUUGGCAUAUUGCGUUAUUUGGAACGAACAGAUGCUAAAAUUCCUCCAGAGUUGUGUGACUUCACUGCAGGUGUUUUGGAAGCUAAGGAAGAUAAAAAACUCAGAAGGCCUCUAUGUCAUUAUCUUAAGGUUUCUGGUUUUUGCAAAGAUAAAAGGAUAUGUCCAGAUCGACAUUAUAUUAACCCAGAAAUAGACAUGCCAAGGAAACUAUCUGACCGACCUCUGGCAACAACUGGAUAUGUUAAGAUAAUACCUUUCUAUAUUGUGAAUGCAACAAACUAUUUUGGGCGCAUACUUGAUAAACACAAGGAUCUGUAUGCAGCUCUUAAUAUGGAAAUGGAGGAGUAUUUUAAGGAAUCCAGUAAUAAAAUGUCUGUUGAAAAAGUCGAGAAGUUUGCCUUGUAUGGACUACAUGAAAAAGCAGUUUUUCACAGGGUUCAAGUUUUGGAAAUGAGCCAAAAAGAGGAAAAUUGUGUCUUUUUUAAUGUUCAUAUAAAAUUUAUAGAUGAAGGCAGGAUUAGCAAUACUAAAAAUCAUCAGCUGCUUCGUCUACCCCAGAGAUUCCAAAAUGUACCUCCUCAAGCUGUAGAAUUUAUUGUUUGUAGAGUGAAACCUAUUGACAAUGAAGUUGAAUGGAACCCAAAGGUUACUAGAUAUAUUCACCAUAAAAUUAUGGGAAAACUACAUGAGGCAAAAGUAGUACUGUCUUUGGGAAACACAGUUUGGGUUGAUCCAAUGGUCCAUCUCACCAAGCUUUCAGAUUUGAAAACUUCUGUAAUUGAAUAUAAUGUUCGAGCUGAAAUUUUAUCAAUGGGAAUGGGUACCGAUAAUCCAGAACAUAUAGAUCAACUUAAAAAACUAUGCCAAGAAAGUACAAUGGUAGCCCUUCAAGAGAGCACAUUCCAAACCACAAUACCUCCUUUAACACCCAACAAAAGUACAGAGGAGACAGCUGACCUGCAAAGCUCAAUAUCAGAUGAUGACAAAAUUUCAGAAAACAAUAUUUCCAAACAAGUGAAUACAGAAAAUCCAGAGUCUGAAGUGGUAUCAGAAAAUAGUGGAGAUAAUUACAUUAAAGAAACAAGACAGCAGCAGCAUAAAAGUUUCCACCCAGAAAUAAAAUGGUUUCAAAAAGAAGAUGUUGUAGUUGUGAGGAUAAGGCUAAGAAAUGUAAAAGAUCAGAAAUGUAAAUUUUUUAGAGAAAGGGUGGUUUUCAGCGCUUGGGUAGGAGAUAAAUUUUACUUGGCUGAUAUGGACCUACAUGCAAGUAUAUUAAAAGAGGAAUCCAAAUGUCUAAUUAAGAAUGAAGAACCUAUAGUCACUCUUGUAAAAGAGAAAAAAGAAUCUUGGCAUAAUUUGCUCAAGAAAAGGAAUCCUAAUGUGUCUUUCGAUUUUGAUCAUUGGGAGGAAUGUGAAGAUAUAAGCCCCUUUUCUAAUGUUGUGUGCUCUAGAAAGGUACUCAACAUUGGUGUGCAGAUAAAUGAAGAUAUAGAUGAUUCUUCUGAGGACAGUGAAACUGAGAGUGAAUAGCAUGCAAAUUAAAUUCUGGUUGGAAGACUUUUACAGAGCAGCGUCUAUCACUGCACCUGCAAGUUGAGAAGAUAUGCAUGGACACAUCUGAGGAAGAAAAAUCAUAUUGUCUAUAAAAGUAGUCAUUUAAUUUAUUAAUAAUAAGAAUUACUUAGUUGUUAGUUUAUAAAGAAACCAAAAUUAGGGAAUAACAAGAGACCAAAUUAAGGGAAUAGCAAGGGAAUAAUGGGAGGGGACAUUGGAUACUUAAGGAAUGGUGGUAGAUAUUGGUUACCUGGUGGAAAAGAUAUAUGCCCAGCUGAUAAUGUACCUUCUGUUUUACCCCUUCUCCUCUUCAAUAUCAUUUAGCUCUGACAAAGUUUAAAUUUGAUUAGCAGAUAGCAAGUUUUGAUCCCCCAGGUGGUAAAAUUAAGACUUUCAGCCUAUUAAUUUUACUUUAGAUCUGUGUUACAAAGCAAAAACUUGUAUGAUUCAUUGGCCUGCUUAAAUUAUUGAAAUUUAUAAUUCUGUUCUAAUGAAUAGGCUUUCACCUCAUAAAAUUAUACUUUAAACCGGUUUAUUAAUCCCAUUAUUUCCUUAUUAAUUAGGCCUUAGGGAUAUGAAUCAUCAUCUUCUUAUGGUUAUAGGGUGUAGAUGUUUGAAUCAGUUUGCAUUAAUAUGCAUAUAUGAAACAAUUUGAUAGUCUUAAAAUAAUUGGCUUAUUUUUCCGGUGGUAUACUUUAUGAACACUAAAUUCACUCUUUGUGAAGAAGAGGUGUAAUUAAUGACUUCGACAUCAUUAAUUUUAAAUUAAUCUCAAGUACACUGGUUAAAAUUGGAUUGACCUAAUCUUACAUCUUUAUGAUCUACAGACCGUUUUUAAAAGAAAUACCUAAAGAAAGUCCUAAAGUAAAGAUUUUUCUGAAUGCAAAAGUUACAGGUUCUGUCCAAAUAAUCCUUUGUGCCAUGCAGGUCCGUGAUCAGGUCUGUGUGGGGCUCCAUGAGUUUAUAUGUCACAGAGUAACCCCAAAUGGGGAAGCAAAGAAAGGUUGCUUUUUAAGCGAGAUUGCAAAGGCUGACAGAUUUUGGCACUCAGAAAGUUUAGAUUUCACAAGUCCUGGAAUGUCAGAAUAUUCUUAACCAAUUGGCAAUACUGAAGUCAUCAAGAUCAGGUAUUUGGUUGAGAGCACAUGUAGAACUCAUACUUAGUCUGUAUGUGUGUCAUAGACUUUCUUUUCAAGCUUUAUAAUUUCCAUUAAUUUGAAUUACCAAAUUUUCUUCCUUAAAGUUUUUUGUGUUCAUUAAUACAAUACACAUUUCUGUUUGAACAUAUAGGCAGAUUUAAAAUUUAUAAGGUAGAUGUGACUUAAUGAAUGGUGCAUUGCACUAGUGGUCUUAGAUGGUAUUUAGGCAUUCUCCUUUUUGUUUAGAAAAAAGAAAGAAAAAAGGUCCUUUCCUCAUGGAAGUUGGCAAUAGAAAAAUACAUAUAUAUAAAUAUAUAUGUAUGUUUGAUAAAAAUCAAAACUAUAUAUAUAGAAAUAUACAUAUAUGUUUGAUAAAAAUCAAAACUCUUCAACUGUUCUGUGAGAUGGAGUGAAAUUAAACUUUGCGUCUCAGUUUUCUCAUCUGUAAAAUGGGCUACUCAUGGAGAAAGAAUUUCGGGGGACAAUCACAGCACCAUUUUAAAGUAGUAUUUCUAAGAACAAAGUUAAGAUAUUUUUCCCAUGAUGAGAUCAAGUUAACCCUUUUUGCCAGAGCGGGUGGGGAUUUUCUGACUUUAUAUAGGUAGAUAUAGCUGUGUGUGUAUGUGUGUGUAUUUAUAGUAGCUCUUCCCUUUUGCCAUUUGUUAACUUUAAAGUUUAGUGAAUAGACUUUUGCUCCUACCAGUGAUGUUGCAUAUUGAGGGAUGGAGCUGCGGGUCAGGGAGGGAGGUACAUACAAUUCAAAGUGAAGUUAGAUUUUCUUUUUUGAUGGUUGAAUUUCAACUAAGUAAAAGGUAUCAAUAUCAUCAUGUACUACCUCCAGUGUUUCUCAGUACUUUUCUUACUUUAAUUUGUACUUAUACAACUUGCAUUCCCACAGAAUUAUAACCAACCCAUUACAAUAUAAGCCUUAUUCAUGAAUUCUCUUUUUGUGUGCUCAGAGGUAACCCAGUAGUCUAUAGGAUUUCAUUACUUUCUGUCAGUAGUUUAUCUCUUUUUCUUUGCCUUUUUUUUGUUCCUUUAUGAAACCUUUUUUGUAGCCAAUGAUAGAACUGCCUAAAGAUGUUUAAUCCUAAAAAAAUAAAAAGCAAAUAGCUAGCUUAAGUUGUGGUGGCCUUUUAUAAAAAUAAAUGUUAAGUUACUGUGAUUUUUUUUAUUCAAACAUUUUUAAAGCCACCAAUUGGUUAAUUAAGAUUUUUAAUUAUAUAAUUUUAAUUUAAAAGUAUGUAAUAUGCAAGUGCUAUUUUUGUAUUAGAACAUAUACUAUUGACAGAUUUAAGACUUGUAAAAUGUGAUGUUACAACUUUUUUAUAAUGGAAACAAGGCUUCUGUAUUUCAGGUUCCACGAUAAAUAUUUUCUUGGGGGAAAAAACUAAUCUCUUAAAUGGUUUAAUGUGAUGAAUAACAUGCAGAGUUUUGUCUUAUGGUUUCUUAUGUCAGUUGCCUGUGGUUUUAGUUACACAUUGUAAUGGGAAGUGGGAAUAUGUCAUCAAUAAAAUGUACUUGUUUUCAUACAAAAGUGGCGUCCAGUUUUUUUUUCUUCUUUUUACAGUCUUUUCAUUGAUUAAUGACAAAGUGUAGUAGCUAAAGAGUAGAUCUCGGAGUGAAAGAGUCUGUGCUCAAGUCACAUGUGAUUCUUACUGCCUGUGUCUCUGGGCAAAUCACUUAGCCUCAGUGCCCCAGGAAUCUGUUUCUGAUCUGCUAUGAUAGGAGGAGGUGGCUUUACUGGCAUAACCAUAUGAAGGGGAUAUAUGUGGGGUGGGAAAGGGAAGUAGGGGAGUGGAAUAAAAGUCAAAUUUUAUUCCUGGGAAUUUUCUCCUCCUUCUGUUUCAAAUGCUAAUGAAGGGCAUUUGGGUGCCCAUGAGAGCCACUGACUUGAGACUACAAGUCAGUAUAAAACAUCAAAUUGAUGUGAUCUGUAAGACUAGAAACCAAUGGCUUGCCAAUGAUAUUCACACAAACCGAGAUGCGAUCAGUUAUCCAGAUUAGUUAUUAUGUUAAACAUAGAUAUAUAAACAAUCCCUUAUUGGUUUGAUUCUCUUUGAAAUAAAAAAAAUUAUUUAAAGGAAGCAGAUAGUUCACAUACUGGCUGUACCACUUAAUACUGAAUCAAACUUUUUCUGGGCCUCAGUUCCUUCAUCUGUAAAAUGGGUUUGGAUUUGACCUUUAUAUCAUACUAGCUGAACUAUUUCAGAAUUACAAUUUCUGAAAUAUUUGUUCAAUUUCAAAUAUACUUUUCUGAAACAAAGUUUCAAAAAUAACUGAAUUCAAGAAUAGAAUCCUAUGUUCAACAAACAGGUGUUCAUGCAGAGCAAAAUGUUAGGUGUUAGAGAAAAUAAAAUUUAGUUAAAUAAGAUACAAAAAGCAUUUGACCAUUGAGUUUAAGGAACUUAUAUUAUUUUAAAUAAAUGCAUGGUUCUUUUUGUUAAAUAAGUCACCACCACAGCUGUGGCAUUUUAUUUACCACUCUCCUAAUUUUCAAUAGGGCAGAGUAGCUUCCUUAGCUUGCUAAUUUUAGCAAACUCCAAUUGCUUCUCCCAGCUAUAAAUUCCAGCCAAGAGAGAAUUGUGGAUCUCUUUAAAAAAAA
Molecule: messenger RNA, 7794 nt
Organism: Phascolarctos cinereus (koala)
Lineage: Eukaryota; Metazoa; Chordata; Mammalia; Diprotodontia; Phascolarctidae
Gene: TDRD12
Product: tudor domain containing 12
Biological process (GO): germ-line stem cell division
Molecular function (GO): nucleic acid binding; ATP binding
Source: RefSeq, a predicted model, not a curated record